This is a messenger RNA of Triticum dicoccoides, 2892 nucleotides long. Its product is annotated as protein RETICULATA-RELATED 6, chloroplastic-like. The record is from RefSeq and is a predicted model, not a curated record. NCBI's taxonomy places the organism in Eukaryota, Viridiplantae, Streptophyta, Magnoliopsida, Poales, Poaceae. The coding region runs from base 205 to 2370 and encodes 721 amino acids. The transcript is spliced from 7 exons.
UUACAGGGCAUGUCUUAGAGAGGUGAGAAGGCGUACUUCUGCGGUACAAACAGUUGUACAAUUCUACUGCUGUGCUGCUGUGCUGUACCAGCAAGAGAUAAUUAGCCAACGGCCACGGGCUACAGGCUACUCCAUAUCUUGUUGCCUCGCUCCGCUUCCCCCUCGCCGCCGGCGCGCCUCCGGCGACGUCUCCGCCCGGGGAGAAUGCUGCCCCACGCGCCAUCCCGGCACCUGGGCGCCGCCAAGUUCAAACCCCUCCUCCCCGCCAAACCGCCACUCUCUCCCGCGUCCUCCUCCCGCGGCACCCUCUGCGCCGCGGCCGCCUCCCGCCGCGACUUCCUCCUGCUCGUCCCGUCCCUGGCCGCGGCGUCCACGGCCCUCCAGUACCUCCCGCUCGCGGCCUCCGCCGCGGACGACGAGAAGCCGGCCCCGACACCGCCGCCCGUUCCGGCCGCAGCACCGGCCCCGACACCUGCUGCGGAGUCGGAAGGGGAGGCGCUGUCGAGGAUGUACGACGCCACGGUCAUCGGCGAGCCGCAGGCCGUGGGGAAGGACGCGCGCGGGAGGGUGUGGGAGAAGCUCAUGGCCGCGCGGGUCGUCUACCUCGGGGAGGCCGAGCUCGUGCCCGACCGCGACGACCGGCUGCUCGAGCUCGAGAUCGUCCGGAAGCUGGCCGCUCGCUGCGCGGACGCCGGGAGGACCCUCUCCCUCUCGCUCGAGGCCUUCCCCUGCGACCUCCAGGAGCAGCUCAACCAGUUCAUGGAUGGGAGAAUUGACGGCAACAACUUAAGGUUGUACACAUCUCAAUGGGCACCGGAGCGCUGGCAGGAGUAUGAACCUCUUUUAAACUACUGCCGUGAUAAUGGAAUCAAGCUUAUUGCAUGUGGAACUCCGCUUGAGGUGGUAAGAACUGUCCAAGCAGAAGGAAUCAAAGGCCUUUCAAAAGAGCAGAGGAAGUUGUAUGCUCCUCCAGCUGGCUCAGGCUUCAUUUCUGGCUUUACAUCCAUCUCAGGCCGAUCAUUGAUAGACAAGACGUCAUCCUCUCGUGUCUCUCCUUUUGGUCCUAGCUCAUAUCUAUCUGCACAGGCAAGAGUAGUUGAUGAUUAUACCAUGUCCCAAAUAAUAAUGAAGGAAAUUAGUACUGGAGAUCCUUCAGGGAUGCUCGUUGUUGUAACUGGUGCAAGCCAUGUUAUGUAUGGGUCACGAGGAAUUGGUGUUCCUGCCAGAAUAUCUAAAAAGAUGCAAAAGAAAAAGCAAGUUGUGAUCCUUCUUGAUCCUGAGAGGCAAGGUAUAAGGCGAGAAGGUGAAAUCCCCGUAGCGGAUUUAUUGUGGUAUUCUGCUGCCAAGCCAUGCAGUCGAAAUUGCUUUGACCGUGCUGAAAUCGCUAGAGUUAUGAAUGCAGCUGGUAGGAGGCGUGAAGCUCUGCCCCAGGAUAUUCAGAAAGGAAUAGAUCUUGGUGUAGUUUCUCCUGAGAUAUUGCAGAACUUUUUUGACCUUGAGAAAUAUCCUGUUGUGGAUGAAUUGAUUCACCGAUUCCAAGGUUUCCGUGAAAGGUUACUGGCAGAUCCCCAAUUCUUGAAUAGAUUAGCUAUCGAAGAGGGUAUAUCAAUAACUACAGCUGUCCUGGCACAAUAUGAAAAACGGAAAGGACGGUUUUUUGAAGAGAUCGACUAUGUCCUUACUGAUACAAUUAGAGGUUCUGUUGUUGACUUUUUUACAGUCUGGCUUCCUGCUCCUACUAUUUCGCUCUUAUCUAUUGCUGACAAUGGUUCUGGUGAGAGCUUGGAGCUUGUCAGAGGAUUGUUAGGGUCACUGCCAGAUAAUGCAUUUCAAAAGGGUAUCGUGGGCCAGAAUUGGGACAUGAAUCAGAGAUUUGCAUCGGUACUAGUGGGUGGUUUGAAACUUGCUGGUGUUGGAUUUGUUUCCAGUAUUGGAGCUGGAGUUGCUUCGGAUGUUUUGUAUGCUGCUCGUCGAUUUUUGAGUCCUACAAGUAUAGAGGCAGAACGCCCAAGAGCUCCCAUUUGGAAAGCAGCGUCUGUGUAUAGUGGCUUCCUUGGAACAUCAGCGAAUCUGCGGUAUCAGGUCAUUGCUGGUCUAGUGGAGCAUCGGCUUGGAGAGUAUCUUGUGUCAUACUAUAAUCAGCCAUUUCUUGCUAAUGUGCUGUCCUUUGUUGCACGGAUAAUCAAUUCAUACUUUGGAACACAGCAAUGGAUUGAUCUUGCACGAUCUACAGGCAUCCAAACUAGCGAGGAAGAGCCACCUUCUCCUGGCACUCUCAUCUCAUCAGAAAUACCAGUGUUAGAAUGUGGCACGGCAGAAGUACCAAGUACAGACGAUAUUAAUAAGAACCAAUCAGGUGAGCAGACAUAGCCAAAAGGCUAUUGGCUGUGGGCAUCCAACUCAAGGAACAGUCUCCAUCUUAUGUUACAUCACAUACAGUACAGGCAUAUAGACACACAAGGUGUUCGUACAGCAAGACUGAAUCCCAACCACAUUGCAUUGUUUUUCGGGAAGGAAAACAUGAAAUUUUGAAGAGCAGAGUUUUCAUUUGAGCAUUCUUUUCUUGCGGCUAAAAGGACUUCUUCUACACAUCUCUGGAGUGAGUAAAUAUAUUGUGUACAUCAUCAGGAAACAGUCAGAUUCUGAAACACACACACACCCCAUUUAGACUCUUGAUAUAAUCUUGGAUUGGCAUUUGGUAACAUAAGUUGAGUUUCCAUGAGAAAAAAUUUCCCACCUUGUUUGGCAGCCAUGAGUUGUAUUUGAUCAAAUGAGUUGAAUUCAAGUACAAUUUUUACCAUAACUGGAACUGGUAGAAAUUGGUAUCUCCAUUUUUUGUGUUUAGUGUCAUCUGGAACUGUCGAUACUUGUUUACACCAGUGACUGGUGAGA